AUGCGUCGGCUUUUCCAUAGUCUACGGUCACCAUCACUUCUCCCAAGCCACGUCUUCCUCUUCAGCUACACCCUCAUGGCCCUCGCCAUCCAAGCCGCCAGCUUCAUCCACCAGUACCUGUGGUCCUGGCUCCAUCCUACACCCAGUAAAAGACCCGACGCUAUCAAACUAGGUGUGCUAGCUGGUCUGGGAAAUCUCGAUCCCUCGACAGUUGUCCAUCCAGCAGAGUCUCACCCCAGUGUCAUCCUCCAUGCCAUCGCUGCAUCUGACGUCCCCACGGCUGAACGUCUACAGACUCGAUACCAUUUUGCCAAGGCCUACGGCUCAUAUCGCGGUCUUCUGUCUGAUGGUGAUAUCGAUGCGGUAUAUAUCCACGCACCCAUAGCACUGCGCUUCGGGUUUGCAGAGCAGGUAUUAAAUCAUGGCAAGCAUGUUCUCUGUGUGAGCCCGUUGGCGGCAAAUGCAGAUGAUGUCAGGAGGCUGGUGGAACUUGCAAAGGACAAGGGGUUGAUACUAGAGGAAGGAGCAUCCUGGCAGUUCCAUCCUGCUAUACAUGCAUAUCGCAAAAUCGUCGAUGCAAGAGAGUUGGGCCGUAUUCUUCGCACCGAGGCUGUCGUGACAUGCACUCUACAAAUACCGAUGCAAGAUAAACGGUGGGAUUUCAACAUGGGAGGUGGCUCGGCCAUAGCCCUAACAUCCGCCAUCGCCGCCACCCGUUUCUCACUCCACGCAACAACCCCAUCGACUCUCCUCUCUGUCACAGCUCGACCCUCACAAUCUGACCCCCGAGUAGACGCAGCCCUACAUACGCACAUGACCUUCGAGAACCCACCGAACCACGCAGUAAUCAGCAAAGUCCAUACAGACAUGUCGCGGCCCUGGGCCGGCGGUCUUCUUCCGCGCGUAUGGGAAGUCCCAACCAUCGAGGUCGAGACGGAGAAGGCGCAGAUUAGCUUCUACAAUUUUACGCACCCGCAUCUGUACCAUUUGAUUUCGGUCACAGAUAAAACCACGGGAGCGACCACGUACAAGAAACAGUAUACAGGCGGGCCCUUGUGGGGGAAGGUGGUUGUCUCGACUGGGGAGAAGGGGGGCAACUCGGGGUGGAGUACGCAUCGGUGGCAGUUGGAGGCCUUUGUGGAUGCUGUUCAGGGGCGGACGCCGGCUUAUUGGGUUGCUGGGAAGGAGAGUGUGUGGUUGAUGGAGAGUGUGGAUGCUGUUUAUAGGGCCGCGGGUUUACCAUUGAGGGAGUCUUUGCGAGAGGAGAUAAAGGAUGGUUAG
Molecule: messenger RNA, 1281 nt
Organism: Penicillium alfredii
Lineage: Eukaryota; Fungi; Ascomycota; Eurotiomycetes; Eurotiales; Aspergillaceae
Product: Gfo/Idh/MocA family protein
Exons: 4
Coding region: 1-1281 (426 amino acids)
Molecular function (GO): nucleotide binding
Source: RefSeq, a predicted model, not a curated record